AUGGCGUCGGCCAAGCGCGAGUCAUUAUCUGCGUGUACAUCUGUGGAAUCGAUGGGUAGCGCAAUGGCAUCAAUGCCCCAUUACCUCUCUACGGGCGUCAACAAGCUAACAGCUUCUACUGUCAAUGAUGCGGUGGAUGCUCUCAAGUCCAUGUUGCUACUUACCAUCACGGCUCUUGGAGAAAUCAUCUACUUUGUUCUCAACAUGAUGUACUCGACCUACGCCUGUCUCAUUGCUGUCGCCGUCAAUGGCACAAUCAAAGCUGGCAUUGAAGUCGUCGAGUCAGCUACGAGCUGGAUCAACGGGACCCUCGUUGAUAUUGGCGACGAUAUUGAGGGAGUUGUUGACAAAUACCAAACUGGACUAGACGCAUUCAUCUCAAAGUUCAACUCCGUGGCCACCUUUUUCGACAAGGACUUUGAGAAGAUUGACCUCAACAGCACAAUCGACAAAUUGGAAAAUCUAUCAUUACCAUCUUCUGUCAAUGACACAAUCUCCAAAAUGGACAAACUAGUCCUGCCCGAUUUCACAACCCUCCAAGCUGAUGCCAAGAAGCUCAUCAUGUUGCCUUUCAACGAGCUCCGAGAUCUAGUCAACGAUACCUUGGGCGCGUACGAGUUUGAUUCUUCUGCACUUUCGAUUCCCGCGAAAAAGCAGUUGACAUUUUGCGAUGGUAACAGUGGUAUCAAUGAUUUCUUCGACGGCGUCACCAGUAUAGCCAUCACAGCACGCAAGAUUUUCAUCGCCGUUUUGCUGAUUGUGGCGAUACUUGUAUGCAUUCCUGUUGCAUGGCAAGAAAUCCGACGAUGGCGCUCAAUGAAAGAGCGCUCUCAAUUGGUUCGCAAGGAAGCACACGACCCAAUGGAUGUUGUAUACAUCGUUUCACGGCCAUACACAGCCGCAGCAGGUAUUAAAGCUGCAAGCCGGUUCAGCAACAGUCGUCGCCAAAUCCUCGUUCGAUGGGCUAUCGCAUACGCAACAUCUUUCCCUGCACUAUUCGUUUUAGCUCUUGCAGUGGCAGCACUCUUCGCCUGCUUCUGCCAAUGGUUGCUCCUACGUCAGAUCAAGCAGACGGUUCCCGAACUGAGUGCCGAAGUAGGCGAAUUCGCAGACAAAGUCGUCGGCGCUUUACAAAAUGCCUCGGCUGAAUGGGCCACAGAUGCCAAUAAUGCAAUCGGCAAGGUCGACAGUGGCCUGAACGACGACGUCUUUGGCUGGGUUAACAAAACAGCGGGAUAUAUCAACGGAACCCUCAACUUCUUCAUCACAAACACAUCCGACACGCUGAAUCAUACAUUCUCGGGCACAGUCCUCCAAGGUCCGGUCAACGAUCUCUACAACUGCCUUGUCAAAUUAAAGGCCGAGUCAAUGCAGAAAGGUCUCGACUGGGUUGUCGACCACGCACAUAUUUCUCUUCCUACAUUCCCAAACGACACAUUCUCAGCCGGAGCCUCAGACAGUAUCAACAGCACAUCAAACCCAUCCGAUAGUUUCCUAGCCGAUGCAGGUGACGAAACAUCCAACAAAAUCACCGAAGUCGUCAUUCGUGUUGUCAACAAACUAGAAAGCGCAGUGCGCAUUGAAGCAAUCAUCGCAACAUGUAUCUUGCUCGUCUGGGUUCUCAUCGCGCUCAUUGGAGUCACCCGUGCCAUGAUCUUGUUCUGGGGUCGGGAGAAGCCUCGUGGUGAAGGUGGUCAGGGUCAUAUUCUUGAUCCUGUUCCUCAUGGUCCGCAUGGUCAUAGUCCUCAGCAAGUUCGUAGCUCGAAUGUGUUUGAUGAAGUUCCACUUACUGCUAUGCCAAGGGGGACAAAUGCUGAUGAGCAUGUCGUUCCGGAGUAUACGGCUGCACCAACUAGCUCGGUGCCUGUUGCUGGUGGGCAUGGUUAUCGGGAUGAGAAGCUUGGGUUUGCUGGGCAGAGGAACUAUGGGAACGCGUUGCAGGUUGAUGGUGGCAAUGAUUUGAGGGGGAGCUUUCAUGUUGAAUAUGAUGUGAAGCGAUGA
Messenger RNA from Penicillium nucicola, 2001 nucleotides. It is a transcript of the gene prm1, whose product is annotated as pheromone-regulated protein PRM1. Bases 1 to 2001 code for a protein of 666 amino acids. The record is from RefSeq and is a predicted model, not a curated record. NCBI's taxonomy places the organism in Eukaryota, Fungi, Ascomycota, Eurotiomycetes, Eurotiales, Aspergillaceae. Gene Ontology annotation, cellular component: mating projection tip. The transcript has a single exon.